Molecule: messenger RNA, 690 nt
Organism: Linum tenue
Lineage: Eukaryota; Viridiplantae; Streptophyta; Magnoliopsida; Malpighiales; Linaceae
Source: the annotation of a GenBank genome assembly
AUGUCUUAUAAAAUUACUGCGUUCCACCGUGGAUCGAAUGCAACGUUGGUUCUGUUCUUGGUUCUAUGUAGGGCUAGAGGUGAGAAAGCUCUGCUUGAAUUGGUGGAAGCUGUUCAAUCGGCCAAAGGGUCUGGUCGGAAAGAGGAGGGCGUUUGGUCCGACCAUAGCCAGCGGUGGUUCACUCUCAUGCCUUCUACUAGGCCGUUCAUCUUCAAAGACCACAAACAAUUGGCAGAUAUUGUCAGCAUUCUGAACUUUCGACUUCUCGCUUGGCAAUCCUCUUCUGAUUCUGGGCGAGCGAUCGUUUGCUCCGAUGCAGCAGCAGAAGCAGCUAGAUAUGGAUUUACUGCUGUGGAUAGGCCAGAAGGGUUCUUGGUCCUGGCAAUGGCUUCUUUUGGACAUCAGAUCGUCGAGGUAAGGACGCCACCUGAGGAUACCAAAACUUUGGAAGAGAAGAAAGUUGGGGUCAAGGGUUCAGGCAGGAAGACGACCGAUGAAGCGGAGCAUUUCACUUGGAGGGACGAGAUCAAAGUUCCUUGUGGGAAACUAGUGCCAUCAGAUCAUAAAGACAGCGUCCUGGAAUAUAAUGAAAAUGCAGUCUACGAUCCCAAAAUGACAAGCAUAAGGUUCCUGGUGUCGGUCAAGUACGAGGAGCAGAAUGCUGAGGUUGAAGAUGUAGAACCUGCAUAG